Molecule: messenger RNA, 1074 nt
Organism: Carya illinoinensis
Lineage: Eukaryota; Viridiplantae; Streptophyta; Magnoliopsida; Fagales; Juglandaceae
Product: protein FAR-RED IMPAIRED RESPONSE 1-like
Exons: 2
Coding region: 1-1074 (357 amino acids)
Source: RefSeq, a predicted model, not a curated record
AUGGGUACAUCAAGAGAAGUUGAGGAAUUUGUUGAAAGUGGGCAUGGUGAGACGUCAAAAACAAUUAAUGAAAGUGUGACUGUGGACCUCUCUACAAGUAAAGAAGGUACAAGUUUGAACUCAAACAAGCAUGAUAUUGAGCAAGUGGAUUGCACUACUCCAAUUGAAGAUUGUGCGAUGAAGAUUGUUGAUGAACCUAAGUCUGGGAUGACCUUCAAGGAUGAAGCCACACUAAGUGCAUAUUACAAGCGAUAUGCAAAACAAGAGGGAUUUGGAGUGAGGAUACAAAGAACUAAACGAGUGUCAAAUGGGGCAAUGAAGUAUAUUACACUUGGUUGUUCAAGGGGUGGAAAGCAUACAAGUAGUAGUAGUAAUGUAUCGAAGCCAGGUCCAACAACAAAGAUAGAAUGUAAGGCAAAAAUCAAUGCUCGGCUCAAUAAUGGUGAGUGGUGUUUGACUAGUUUAGAACUUAACCACAAUCAUGGAUUGAACCCACUAGUGCCUAGAUAUUUUAGAUGUCAUCGAAACAUAGACUCACUUGCUAAAUGGAAGCUAGAAUUGAAUGACAAAGCUGAGAUAAGGAUGAAUAAGAACUAUUAUUCAUUUAUUGUUGAAGCGGGAGGGUUUGACAACCUACAGUUCACAGAAAAAGAUUGCAGAAAUUUCAUUGACAAGGCAAGACACCUUUGCCUUGGAAAAGGAGGUGGUGUGGCACUCCUAGAAUAUUUUGAGAGGAUGCGUGAUAUGAAUCAUGACUUUUACUCCAUUACGGACUUGGAUGAGGAGGAAUUUAGAUUAAAAAAUGUAUUUUGGGCUGAUGCACGUAGUAGAGCAUCGUACCUAUAUUUCGGGGAUGUUGUAACAUUUGAUACAACUUAUUUGACUAAUAGGUACAGAAUGUCAUUUGCUCCUUUUGUCGGUGUAAAUCAUCAUGGUCAAUCCAUACUUCUAGGUGUAGGGUUGAUAUCUAGUGAAGACACACAUACAUUUGUAUGGUUGUUUAGUGUGGUUAAAGUGUAUGGAUGGCCGAGCACCAGUUGCAAUCAUAACAGAUCAGGAUCGUGCAAUGAAUAG